This is a messenger RNA of Cicer arietinum (chickpea), 2235 nucleotides long. Its product is annotated as amino acid transporter AVT6B-like. The record is from RefSeq and is a predicted model, not a curated record. NCBI's taxonomy places the organism in Eukaryota, Viridiplantae, Streptophyta, Magnoliopsida, Fabales, Fabaceae. Gene Ontology annotation, cellular component: membrane. Gene Ontology annotation, biological process: amino acid transmembrane transport. Gene Ontology annotation, molecular function: L-amino acid transmembrane transporter activity.
UGAAGCUUGAAACUCGAUGGAACCCUUAUUUUUUAUGGUCACUGUGAAUGUUAUUUACCCAAUCUUUUUAAUUCUUGAGUAGUAUAUAAGUUAUUUGAGUCAAAAAAGAAAAAGAGUAGUGUACGUUACAUCAAUUUCAAUCAAUACUAUUCAUAUAGUUUCAAGAAGCUGAUUUGAAAUUUUGAAAGAUAGAGAGAAGACUUGUGUGAUAGCUGAAAAUGACAAUUGAGACUCUUGCACCAAAGUCAGAGAAUAGGAAAACAAGGAAGAACAAGGAAGUUGUUGAUGAGAAUGCACCUUUGAUACCUAAGCCUCAAGAAGCAGAUGCUGAGUUUCACGAAUUCAAUGGAGCUUCGUUUUCUGGUGCUGUUUUCAAUUUGUCCACAACAAUUAUUGGGGCUGGAAUCAUGGGUUUACCGGCUUGCGUUAAAAAGUUAGGGCUGGUGCCUGGUCUUCUUGCCAUAUUUCUAGCAGCAUUAUUGACAGAGAAGUCAAUUGAGUUCAUGAUCAGGUUUUCUAGGGCAGGAAAUCUGUCUUCCUAUGGAAGUCUUAUGGAAGAUGCCUUUGGGAGAUACGGAAAAGCACUAGUGGAGUUUUGUGUUGUAAUCAAUAACAUUGGUGUUCUGACUGUUUACAUGAUUAUUAUUGGUGAUGUGAUUUCUGGAACAACUUCAAGUGGAAUUCACCAUCCUGGUAUCCUUGAAGGAUGGUUUGGUGUCCAUUGGUGGACUGGACGUGCAAUUGUUCUUGUUGUUACAACACUAUCUGUGUUUGCACCUUUGGUCAGCUUUAAGCGAAUUGAUUCAUUGAGAUUCACAUCUGCAUUGUCAGUUGGAUUAGCAGUUGUUUUCCUUGUCAUUGCUGUGGGGAUCUCAAUUAUCAAGAUUAUAAGUGGAGGCAUCGGGAUGCCGAGACUCUUCCCGAUCAUUACUGAUGCUGAUUCAGUUUUUGAUCUAUUUACGGUAGUUCCUGUGCUGGUGAAUGCUUACAUCUGUCACUACAAUGUUCACAGCAUAGAUAAUGAACUCGAUGAUUCCUCAUGGAUGCACGGGGUUGUGCGUACAUCCCUUACUCUAUGCUCUUCAGUGUACUUACUAACAAGCUUCUUUGGGUUCCUCCUAUUUGGUGACGAAACUCUCGAUGACGUGCUUGCCAAUUUUGAUACUGAUCUUGGAAUUCCUUUUGGUUCUGCGCUCAAUGAUGCCAUUCGUUUUAGCUAUGCUGCGCAUCUUAUGCUUGUAUUUCCUGUAGUCUUCUAUGCAGUGAGGAUCAACAUAGAUGGUCUCAUAUUUUCCUCAUCAAGUCCUUUGGUUGUUGAUAACUUCAGAUUUGCCUCAAUUACUAUUGCCCUUGUUGGUAUUAUCUUCACGGGAGCAAAUUUCAUACCUAGCAUUUGGGAUAUUUUCCAGUUCACUGGAGCAACAGCUGCUGUUUGUGUAGGAUUCAUAUUUCCAGCGGCAAUCACACUUAGGGAUCAAUACAAUAUAGCAACUAAAACAGACAGAAUUCUAUCUAUCUUUAUGAUAGUCCUGGCAGUCUUCUCAAGCGUUGUGGCUAUAUACAGUGAUGCCUAUGCCUUGAUCAAGAAGAAUACAUCUAAAGGUGAAUAAUUUCUUGAUUUGAUAGCCAAACAAUAGAGGUAGUUCCGUACUUUUAGAUGAAAGGAACAUAAUUUGCAAUGGUUAUGUAAAAUCAGUUUUUUUUAGCGGGUCUGAUGGGUUGAUUAUUAUAUAAACAAAGCUACCAUGUGUACAAUUAUUCUUCAAAAGUGUAUGAAGAAAGCCUUUGACAUGUUCAACCUUGUUUGUAAUAGAAUAGAGUAGUGUUAUUUGAACAUCACAAAUUCAGAUCAUCAUAUAAAAAUACACUCAACACAGCUGUUGACGUGACUGGAAGAGAGAAUAAAGUAGAAAACACAAUCUAUGUAUAUGGUGUUCAACAAAUAUUUGUUGUCAAAAUAUCAUUUCUAUUGUAAUACGCUAUUUGCUGUUGUAAUUGUGGAAGUUCUUGUUGAAAGUGACUCCAUUUCCUGAGUUUCAUCUCCCUCAAUAAUGUAAGAGAAGCAUCUGUUGGCACUUUUAUGCAGUACCAUUGGCACUUGCUGAAUUAUGGAUUUGAAAAUGUGUGGCUUGUUAAUAGUUUGUUUUCUAAAUUUUCCUAGAAAUUGAGCUUUUGGUGCACUUCAUAGUAUUGCACAAUUCUUAUGUAAUUAUUAAAUAUUUUUUUCCUGAUUAA